Drosophila guanche is the source of this 515-nucleotide messenger RNA. RefSeq lists its product as uncharacterized. The record is from RefSeq and is a predicted model, not a curated record. Bases 82 to 426 code for a protein of 114 amino acids. The transcript is spliced from 2 exons. NCBI's taxonomy places the organism in Eukaryota, Metazoa, Arthropoda, Insecta, Diptera, Drosophilidae.
CGUUUGGAACGCUGGAAGCGACUGAAAAUCCACUCCAUUCUUAGAGCCAUUCCCCCAGUCAAACACACACACACACGAAAUAUGCGUCUCUCUGUCUUUAGUCUCCUGUUGCUGACGGUUUGUCUGCAUUCCGCCACAUCGGAUGUCUCUCAGCUGGUGCGCUCUGGCAAUGGGUUUGUCUAUGAUGUGCCGAAGGUCACCCAACUGGAGCUGGAGGUCAGUAAUGAGUUCCCCACGGGCGAGGAGUUCCCCCAGGAUGCCAUACCCGUGGCACCAUCCGACGCAGAGCUGGGCCAGGCCGAAGAGCCCGAAGAGGAAACCGCACAGCUAAUAUCCGCCUCAAAGUCUCCAAGUAAAAGUGCCGGCAGCAGCAGCAGCAUUCACGGCUACAAGUACCAAGUGCCCAGCAGGCGCUUCAAGAGCUGAGACCCUCUACCUACCUGUUGUGUUUCCCUCGAAUUUUGUACCAAAGUUUUCUGUCUAAAGAUAAUAAAAAUUGAAAUCCCCCCCCAUAA